AACCACCCACUAAACGGCGAUGGAAGCAUAGAAGACAGAGAGAAGGGAGCAACCGGAGAAAAAGGAGAAAGUGGAGGUUGUCGUUGCGAGAGUACUGUUCAUCAUCUUCUUCAACUUUGACGAAGCGGCUAUGGCGGAUGAUCUGGAGAAUACACAGACGACGUCGACGAUUUUAUUUGCGCCUAUUUCUUUGGCAUCAUCGAUCUGUGCUUUAUAGAUGCAGAUGACACCUAUGUCCGUUUCUAUAGCCCGUAGAUCUGUGCUCCAACAUAGCCCGAUUCUAUGGUUCAUUUCUAUCGUUCACAAUGAAUUGCAUAGGCCGACAACCUCAAUGAAGAAGACACGGCAACCACCGGCUACCUCAGAAUACAAAUAGGACUCAAUGUGGAGAUGGCAAUGACAAAUAUAGGGGUCUCAGCAAGGAGAUGGUGCAAGAGUUGGAAAGAUUCCUUCAAAAACAAUCUCAAUUUAUGGGGCGAAACGGAUUCUUAGAAGCAGUGGGACUGAAACAGAGAAGACAAAGAAACCUGUGGGAACAUUGUCGCUUAAGAAUGGAAAAGGUGAAGGUAGUUACCAGAGUACUAUUCAUGUUCUUCAACAUUCGACACAGCAGUGCAGUAUAUGUCAAGAUUGAUGACAUCAAAAUGUUAAGGAUGAGAUGAAUGAAGCUGUCCAGUAUAAUGUGGUGGCACCCUAACAUGGGUGCACCCAUGUGGUGGCACCCUAGCAUGGUCCUUUUCAUAUUCGCUGAAUAUAAGUGCUUCAUAACAUUUUUGUUAUGAAGGAAAUAUGUAUAUCCUAAUAUUAAAAACUGAUAGUACUA
This is a messenger RNA of Cuscuta campestris, 823 nucleotides long. Lineage: Eukaryota; Viridiplantae; Streptophyta; Magnoliopsida; Solanales; Convolvulaceae. The record is from the annotation of a GenBank genome assembly.